CCUGUUGCAGGUACCCCUCUAUUUAGGGUUCAAUCUAAGCUCAAACAGGUGCGCCACGAAUUGCUUGAUUGGGCUAAGGCAGGUACCUCGAACUCUGCCCGACGGAUCCGCGAGACCCGUGAAGCACUUGAUUAAGCCAGGGAUGCAGGUGGUGUUAAUUGGACUCUGAUUGGAAGUUUGGAAGCUCAGCUUACAGAGGCAUACCGUCAAGAGGAACUAUAUUGGCAACAAAAGUCCCGAGUUGGUUGGCUGCAUGGAGGGGAUGCUAAUACCCGUUUUUUCCACUUAGCUACCAUGCAACGUCGACGUUCGAAUAUCAUCGCACGUCUCCGGGAUGAGCACGGAAUGGUACACUCUGACGAGCAACAGAAAGGGGAAGUCUUUGUCUCCUACUUCCUGAAUAUUUUCUCCUCUAAUGGCCGUGAUUCUUUGGAGUUUGUUCGUAACUUGAAUAUCCCGACUCUGAUAUCUUCGGACAUGAAUGUUGUGCUCACUGCGCAGAUUACUAGAGCAGAAAUCAAGCAGGCCUUCUUCAACAUUGGGAAAUAUCAAGCCCCUGGAUCAGAUGGAUUCACCGGUAGCUUCUUUCAGCGAUUUUGGGACCAAAUUGGAGCGGAUGUGUCAGAGGCCAUCCUUUCUUUCUUUUCUACAGGACGCCUCUUACAUAGUAUCAACCACACGUGGCUGGUACUUAUACCGAAAGUUGCAAAUGCCGACUCUAUGCAACAGUUGCGUCCGAUUGGUCUCUGCCAGGUUAUGUAUAAAGCUAUCUCCAAGAUCCUCUCGAAUAGACUUAGUACCAUCCUUCCUCAUAUUAUUAGCCCUUUUCAGAAUGGCUUUAUCAAGGGUCGUUGCAUUUCUGAUAAUAUUCUUAUUGGUCAAGAAGUGAUGCAGUUUCUUAAAACCAAGGUGUUUGGGCAGGACAAGUGGAUGGCCCUUAAACUAGAUAUGGAGAAAGCAUAUGAUCGGGUGGAAUGGGGGUUCCUGUUUCAUAUCAUGGAGUCAAUGGGGUUCUGUACCCAGUGGAUGAAAUGGGUUAAGGCUUGUGUAACGACUGUCCGCUUCUCGAUGCUCCUUAAUGGUAAUGAGUAUGGCUACUUCCAGCCUCAACGGGGCAUCCGUCAAGGGGACCCUUUGUCUCCUCUUCUCUUUGCCAUUUAUACGGAGGCCUUUGCGGCUAUGAUUAGCCAAGCUGUUGCUACCUCUACGCUUCACGAUUUAAAAGUGCACAGGUCUGCUCCCCCCCUUUCUCAUCUUUUUUAUGCAGACGACUCUUAUCUGUUCCUACGUGCUUCUGUGCCUGAAUGUGCUAACCUCCUUCAUCUUUUAGCGGAAUAUGAAAGGUAUAGUGGUCAGCGGGUUAAUCUUCAUAAAUCUGCUAUGUGUGGGAGUGCGAAUGUUUCAGAACAGGAGUUACUUUCACUCAGUUCGUUCCUAGGAGUUGCGACCAUGUCUCCUGAUGACAAGUACUUGGGCCUCCUGUCCCAGCUCCGUCGGUCUAAAUCAUUGAACUUUCAAUUUAUUGAAGAGGAUCUGGCUGCACGGAUCCGGAGUGGGAAGACCAAGGCGUUGUCUCUAGCGGCAAAGGAAGUGGUUAUCAAGUCGAUUGGGGCUGCGGGGCCUAUCUAUGCUAUGUCGGCGUUCAGACUUCCCCAAGAAACAUGUAGACGCUGUAACAGUCUGCUAUCGAAGUUUUGGUGGGCAAAUCAGGAUAAGGAGAGGGGCAUUCAUUGGAUCUCUUGGUCGGCGAUCUGUCAGAGUAAGUUUGUAGGAGGCCUCGGUUUUAGAGAUUUUAAUCUUUUUAAUGUUGCUUUGUUAGCUAAGCAGGCUUGGCGCAUUCUUGACAACCCCACUAGCACUCUGGCUCGGAUUUAUCAAGCAAGGUAUCAUCCCCACCGGAGCUUCUUGGAGGCGACAGCAGGCCCCCAUCCUUCGUGGGCGUGGCAAGGCAUCCUGACAGGGAGAGAUCUUCUACGUCGGGGUUUAAGGUGGCAAGUGGGAAGCGGGAAUCAGAUUCAUACUUUAACGGAUAAUUGGCUUCCCUCUUCUCCUCCUUCACCUCCUGUGUUAAAGCCAGGUUUGAAUGAUUGCCCUCCUUUAGUCUCAGAUCUCAUUUGCCAUACUUCUCACUCGUGGAGGAAGGAUCUCUUACUCUCUCUGUUCACUCUGGAGAGUGUUGAUCUCAUUUUGUCUAUUCCUCUCCCUACUUCGGUGUCGACUGAUCGUUUGAUAUGGCAUUAUUCUUCCUCUGGUCUUUACACUGUUAAGACAGGAUAUCAUCUUUUGGCAUCUGAGUACGAUCUUCAUCAUCCUCCCACGGUCCUCCCGUUUGACACUCGUUUUUGGAAAUUUCUUUGGAGUAUUCCUGUCCCUCCUAAGCUAAAGUUCUUUUUUUGGAGAGCUGUCCGUGGCUUCUUGCCCCUGCAGAUAGUUUUGUUUACUAAAACUCUUGUGUCUGACACGAUUUGUCCUAUAUGCUCUAGGGAACCAGAAUCCUUUUCCCAUUUUUUCUUCUCUUGCAGGGUCGCUCAAGGACCGUGGAGGCUGGCGGACCUUGAAGGUGUACGCAUUACUCUUGGAGGAAUGAGCCCUGAUGAGGCCUGGUGUCAUCUAUUCUUUUCAAUGAACCUUUCGAAAAUCGAGAUAGCUAAUAUUGUUUUCAUUCUCUGGCGGCUUUGGAAGGGGAGGUGUUGGUCGGUCCACGAGGGCAUCCAAUAUCUCCCCUCAGCUCUGUUUCGGCAGUUUCAACGCCAGGUGGGUGAAUGGAGGACGUUAGGGCCCAAUUCCUCGAUUCAACCUCUCGGUGGCACUGUUUCUGCGGCUCCAGGCCCUUCUCGCACUCCCGGUAACGCACCUACGACUCCAAGUUCCCCAUCUUUAAUCAAUGUAUGGUUUGAUGGUGCUACCAAGGGUGGACAUGGAGGCAGUAUUGGCUUUGUCGGCUAUCAUACGGCAGGUAAUGUUCUGUUUGCUUUUGGGAAAUUUUAUGAGGGUAUUCAGGACCCUUUUCUCAUGGAAUGUUUAGCCCUACGGGAUGCUAUACACUGGUGUUUAACUCAUUCCUUUCUUUCUGUUUGCUUUCAUGGGGAUUCUCAACUCUUGAUCCGCCGGAUGAUUGGAGGUGAUAUGCAUCAUGUUCGGGGUGGCGCUAUUUUGGAAGACGUUAGGAGCUUGGCAUCUUCCUUCCUCGAUGUUUCUUUCGUUUUUGUUUCUCGACAACUUAAUAGGGCUGCCCAUCAUGUGGCACAACAGGCCCUUCCAUUGGGAGUUCGACUAUUUGUCGACUCCCGCGCUUUACUUUCUUCUGGCUUAUGACUAUGGAUUUAUUAUCUGACUUUGCCAAAAAAAAAAAUAUAUUAAUAUCAAUAAUGGUCACUGAGUUUAGUAAAACAUGUCAUGUUUGUUCAUUCUCCGUCCAACUCCGUUAAUGGAGCCAGUUAAGUGCUUAUGUGGCAAACAGAAUUGCCUAAUCCGCAUUUAAGCCGAAAAAUACUAAACCCGACCCACCACAUUAUUAAAACCCUAACUCAACCCAAAAAGAUCAUAUGAUCUUGACCCUUCUCCGCCUCUCUCAUCCUUCUCAUUCGCCUACGCCACCUUCUACUUCUCCUUCUCUUGCUCCAUCUAAAAAUCCCGAAGUUGAAACCCAAGCAAUCAAUUGAAGAACCCAAAACUCGAUUUGCCUCCUCUAAUUUGCCUCCUCUAAUGUCGUCCCCGUGGCAACCAUUUGUCGCAUCUGCUUCAUAGAGCCACAAAUCUCCUCCACGACAUCGCCAAAGUUGGAGAGCAGUCGUGGAGGCGGAGGCAGCGUGGCGGUCGGAGUCGUAGUCAGCGGGACUAAAAGAGGGGUUUUGGU
Linum trigynum is the source of this 3856-nucleotide messenger RNA. Lineage: Eukaryota; Viridiplantae; Streptophyta; Magnoliopsida; Malpighiales; Linaceae. The record is from the annotation of a GenBank genome assembly.